Molecule: messenger RNA, 1115 nt
Organism: Aspergillus novofumigatus IBT 16806
Lineage: Eukaryota; Fungi; Ascomycota; Eurotiomycetes; Eurotiales; Aspergillaceae
Exons: 2
Coding region: 104-901 (265 amino acids)
Cellular component (GO): mitochondrion
Source: RefSeq, a predicted model, not a curated record
GGACCGACAACAGGGCGAGCGUGGUUUGAUGACAGAAGAGGGGGAGUCGAUGUGCAUAGGGGACCCAAAGACGGUGCACUCAAUAUGGGCGUAAUCUGGCACAAUGACCUACACACAGGUAACAUUUUUCGUUGACAAAGACAACCCUACCCAAAUAACCAGCAUCAUCGACUGGCAAGCAGUUCCUAUUUAUCCGAUUUUUCUUGUCGCCCAUCAUCCGUCUCUCAUAGAGUAUGACGGUCCGAAGCCAGAGCGGUUCAUUCAGCCUAGUCUGCCAGAGGAUAUCGAAGAGUUUAAUGUCCAAGAUAAAAAGGCUGCCAAGGAGCUAUUUCUUGGGCAGACACUCUGGCUUUACUAUGAGACGCAAGUCUGUAAAGAAGCCUCAGAUCUGAUUUGCGCAUUUGAGUACCGCAAAUCUUUGCAGUCUGAGAUACUAAGUCUAAUCGGCUCGAUAUUUGACGAUGGGGAGCCGCAUGUCCAAAGGCUCCUUGCGGAUGUCACGAAAUAUGGUAUACGGAAACAGCUGGUCGGGGAGGAUGAUCACGGCAAUCCAAGUGUACCAUGUCCCCUGAGCUUCACAGAACAUGACCUGGAGAAACAGAUGGAGGAGUACGCCGAAUGGGGGAGGGACAUCGAGGAGAGAUCACGAGUGAUUGACAAAAUAGGGGUGUAUACAGGCUGGAAUGGAGCUGUAUCUCCUGGCGAUUAUGAUAAAGUUGUCAGGCGAGUUGAGCUUGUCAAAGAAAGGUUUUUUAGAUCGAGAAUCGACAACUCCAGAGGAACGUGUGGUGUGAGAGAAGUCAUGGCCUUUUUGAGGAUAAGCCCAGAGGACACUGAUCUACUUGUAAUAAGAACAGGUUCCCUCCCCCGCUCAUGUCUUCGCUGCUUCCCCGACAGGUGAUGGCCAGGGUCGUAGAGCUAAUCGAACAGUCUUAAUAGCCAAUAAAAGAUCAACAUAUGGCCUGAUGGGGAAUCUGAAAGUAAAAGUACGACUGUAGACAGUUCCAAAUAGUCGGCGACCUUCGGUUGAUACAAUUAAUAAGGUGGAUGUGAUGAUAUUACUAGACAGUACGCCAUCCUAUCAUAGAGAAGUAGUAGUCUAGGUAGCAAACAGG